AUGUCUGGCAACAGUUUUUACCAGUUUGUGGCCAGUCACUAUCGACUGCCAGUAACCUUUGAUGCUGAAACCAAAAACGGCAAUCUGAUACGAAGCAUACUGCCCAUUGAACGUUUUGAGAAGGAGAUUGACGCCGCCAUCAAUGCUGAUUCCUCACUGCAAUCGGCUGAUCGGCACCAGUUGCUAGUCAUAAAACUGCUAGCCUACUUCAAGAAUGAUUUCUUUCGCUGGGUCGACGCUCUGGACUGUCCUGCCUGCACCACCAGAUGCGUCCUCUUCUCUACCCAAGGAGCAGACAUUUCCGAGCUGGUCUUUCUGGCGACCAGUGUAGAAGUUUAUCGCUGUCCAGCUUGUGGCACUCUUGCCCGUUUUCCUCGGUACAAUGACCCGCGAAAGUUGCUCACCACCCGACAGGGCCGCUGCGGUGAAUGGGCCAACUGCUUUGCUUACAUUCUCUACUGCCUGAACAUUGGCACUCGUCUAGUCUACUGCACCAGCGAUCACGUGUGGGUGGAAUUUUACAACAGAACGGAAAAACGGUGGAUCCACGCCGAUCCAUGUGAAAAUGCCAUUGACAAUCCGCUGAUCUAUGAAGUAGGUUGGGGAAAGAAGAUGGACCUGGUUGUGGCUCGGGGCGAGUUUGAGCUGAGAGACGUGACGUGGAGAUACACGGCGGAGUGGCGUGUUACCGCACAAGAUCGAGCAAGGAUGCUCAGUGAGAAGCGACUUCUAGAGGUGUUCACGCAGUGGAACACCGCCCUACAGGCUCGUCUUAGCAGUGAGCAGAAACUGGCAAUUCAAAAGCGCUGGGUCGAGGAGAUGGUCGAGUUCAUCCGCAUGCCUCAUCAGGAGCUGAUUACGCCUGGAGGCAAUGCCAACGUUGGCCGUCAAUCAGGCUCCCUUGCCUGGCGUCUUUCUCGCGCUGAAAUCGGCUCUUCCGCUGGCUCCUCUUGCAGCACUGCUGGCGGAAAUUCUUCAUCAGGGCACACCUUCAAGCUGCCGCCUCAAAGUCAGCCAGGCAAAGUGAUGAUUACUUACGACUGCAGUUUUGAUUCAUAUCGAGUGGAGACACUCAACACGGAAGGUGGCACCAAAUCUGAUGUGUCUGUCAUUCAGAAGUGGAAUGCCGGAGUUGCUUCCUUUGAAAAUAUUCAACGGAAAACCGAAAAUGACUGGGCAAUGGCGUACCUUGCCAGGCGAGAGGGCAGUCAAUCGAGCGACACUGGUCUUAUAACCUGGAACUUCAAAGAGGAAGAGGGCGAACAAAAGCGCAAGUGGUCAUCUAUUGAUGUGCAUAUAAAGGGACAAACGUAUGAGAAUGGUUCGGUGGAAUUGACGCUAACCGUUGGCCAGCUGAAGAGGUCCUUCAAGUUAAAUGAAGUGCUUCACAUCAGCCGGGAUGAGGUUCAAUUAGAAGGCUUGCUAGUCGUCAAUGCCAUUGCCAUACUCAAUGAAGAGCGAUUCCUAAAUAAAAUUGGCUGGGGCCGUGAUUCGAUGAUGAUCAAUGCGCAAAUGUCUUCGCCGUAUGCAGGGACGUACGGACAGCCGUCGCCGGGCGGUGGUAUGACGCCAAAGAUGCAAUUGAUGAACAUGAUUCAUAGCAUACGCACAGUUGCACGAGUUCCCCUAAUACUUAUCAACAUUAUCGUAAUUGGAAUCAAGCUCAUCUUUGGUUGA
Rhagoletis zephyria (snowberry fruit fly) is the source of this 1677-nucleotide messenger RNA. NCBI's taxonomy places the organism in Eukaryota, Metazoa, Arthropoda, Insecta, Diptera, Tephritidae. The record is from RefSeq and is a predicted model, not a curated record.